CCAACGAUGCAGGCGCCAUGGUGAUAAUUAGCAGUACUUGAGAUGAAUAAUUUGUUGCAAUUUAAAUGCGUCCUUAAACUACGUACACGAUUAAAAUUGCAGUGAGUAUAAAAAGAUCAUACACACGUAUAGUUGGCAGCAUUCAACGGUACGAUGGCUUGGUGGACAGCAAGGUUUGUUCUGAUGCUUGUCUCGGUCUUCAUCAAUUUACCAAGCUGCCAGGCCCUCUACGCCUCCUGCCCGCCUGGCUGGCUGAAAUGGCAGCAAUCUUGCUACAUUUUACUACCGGACAAGAUGAAUUGGUUUGAGGCCUCGGAGGCUUGUAACCGGCCGGGAAGCAGUCUGGCCGUGCCCAACUCGCGGGAAGAAAACGACUUCAUCUGGAAGUCAGUGAGGCCACAGACUGACGGUAUGUGGAUAGGCUGUACGGAUGCGGCCAAAGAGGGUAUCUGGCUGUGCGGAGGUCAACCUAUGACUUUCAGCAGUUGGAAUGGGCGAAAUCCGCACAACGACAACCAGCGUAACUGCGCCCGGAUGACUGCGUACGGUGGUGGGGGCUUAUGGUCCGACAGUGUUCCUUGCAGCAACCGCAAACCUGCAGCCUGUGAGAUGACGGUCUCUGCGAUGACAGCCUACCACACCUUCACCGGUCCUGAUGGGCGUGUCCCCCAGCUAUGCCUCCUCCAUCACGACAUCAAGAAUCGGACGGAAGCUGGCGUGCUUGCCUGUGGCUGGGCGUGCCGAGCCGAUCCCCGAUGCCGCUCCUUUAAUCUCUGGCAGAGCAACACCGAAAGAGAAAAGAUGUGUCAACUCAAUGAUGUCACUCGUCUUGUGGCUGAUGUCACCGACUAUAAGGCAAUCAACAACUGUUACUAUUUUGAACUGUAGAAAUAUUUCAACUGAAAGAUCACUUGCCGUCAGUGGUCGGACAAUAAUUAUUGUCUCAGAACUGCAAUGAAUCACAAUUCACAUCACUUGCCGUCAAUGCUCGAACAAUAAGACUUCUCUCUCAAUUACACCCCUUUUCGACUCGGAAGCAUUAUAGAAGGAACCGAGUCGAAGGAUUUUUAGCUUAAUCUAGAGAAUCACGGAUUAUCCCCGUCAUUGUACCUGCUCGUGUGCUCACUCACGAUCCGGCCCUCGGUUAAAGAUUUCUGUCAUCUCUACUAGACACACGAAACUGAUCUGUAUAUUAAACGGAAAUUAUAAUAAUAUUUCCGAAAAAAA
Messenger RNA from Patiria miniata (bat star), 1227 nucleotides. RefSeq names its product C-type lectin lectoxin-Enh6-like. The coding region runs from base 154 to 888 and encodes 244 amino acids. NCBI's taxonomy places the organism in Eukaryota, Metazoa, Echinodermata, Asteroidea, Valvatida, Asterinidae. The transcript has a single exon. The record is from RefSeq and is a predicted model, not a curated record.